Molecule: messenger RNA, 1487 nt
Organism: Ochotona princeps (American pika)
Lineage: Eukaryota; Metazoa; Chordata; Mammalia; Lagomorpha; Ochotonidae
Gene: SELL
Product: selectin L
Exons: 9
Coding region: 143-1273 (376 amino acids)
Biological process (GO): leukocyte migration; leukocyte tethering or rolling; response to cytokine
Cellular component (GO): external side of plasma membrane; membrane
Molecular function (GO): oligosaccharide binding; sialic acid binding
Source: RefSeq, a predicted model, not a curated record
GAAAAACUAAGUUUUUGUGGUGACACUGCCCAGGCACUCUGAAGCACAACAGGCUGCCUUUGAGAAAGGACUCAGAGAUCCUCAGGGCUGCGCUGCAAGGCUGAAGGGCUGCAGAAGAACGCAAGAAGGACCAAGCAAAGCCAUGAUAUUUCCGUGGAAAUGUCAGAACCCUCAGAGGGCAUUGUGGAACAUCUUCAAGCUGUGGGUCUGGGUAGCACUCUUUUGUGAUUUUCUGAAAUAUCAUGGAAUCAGCUGUUGGACUUAUCAUUAUUCUGAAAAACCCAUGAACUGGGAAAGGGCUCGAAAGUUCUGCCAAGAAAAUUACACGGAUUUAGUCGCCAUACAAAACAAGGGGGAAAUUGAGUAUUUGGAAAACAUGCUGCCCUUUAGUCGCUCUUACUACUGGAUAGGAAUCCGGAAGAUAGGAAACGUGUGGACAUGGGUGGGAACCAACAAGUCUCUCACUGAAGCAGCGGAGAACUGGGGAGAUGGGGAACCCAACAACAGGAAGUCCAAGGAAGACUGUGUGGAGAUCUACAUCAAGAGGCUCAAAGACUCGGGGAAAUGGAAUGAUGACUCCUGUCAAAAACGGAAGGCAGCCCUUUGCUACACAGCUUCCUGCCAGCCUGAAUCAUGUAGCGGCCAUGGAGAAUGUGUGGAAGUCAUCAAUAACUACACUUGUAGCUGUGAUGAGGGGUACUAUGGGCCCCAGUGCCAGUUUGUGAUUCAGUGUGAGCCUUUGGAGACCCCAAUGCUGGGUACCAUGGCCUGCACUCACCCUUUGGGGAAUUUCAGCUUCUACUCUCAGUGUGACUUCAACUGCUCUGAGGGAACAAAGUUAAUUGGGGUCAAAGAGACCACUUGUGGACCGUUUGGAAACUGGUCAUCUCUAGAACCAGCCUGCCAAGUGAUUCAGUGUGAGCCGCUCUCAGCACCUGAUUUUGGGACCAUGGAAUGUCAUCAUCCUCUGGCUGUCUUUGGAUUUACUUCUACAUGCACCUUCGACUGCUCAGAAGGAUCUGACUUAAUUGGGAAUAACCAAACUGUGUGUGGAUCAUCUGGACUCUGGGAUAGUCCUAGCCCAAAAUGUCAAAAGGUGGACAGAAGUUUCUCCAUGAUCAAGGAGGGCAGUUAUAACCCCCUCUUCAUUCCUGUGGCAGUCGUGGUUACUGCAUUCUGUGGGCUGGCAUUUAUCAUUUGGCUGGCAAGGCGACUCAGAAAAGGAAAGAAAUCUCAGAAAAGCAAAGAUGACAUAUUAAUUCAACCUCUGUGAAUGAAAAUUCCUGGCGUAUAUGGUAAGGAAUCACUGGAUCCCUCAAAGGCAUCCAAGAGAAGAUGAAAUGUGUUUUCUUCAUUGCACUUGGAAAAGGUUCCGUGUGACCAACAGUUCUUUGUGUUCCUGCUUUUCCUCUCAUCCAUCACCUAGCCCCACCUCAGAAUGACUUAUAUAGCUUAGUCUUUUAGCCUAUUUCCUGUGAAAAGAAAAA